This is a messenger RNA of Mercenaria mercenaria, 2103 nucleotides long. Its product is annotated as zinc finger SWIM domain-containing protein 3-like. Bases 1 to 2103 code for a protein of 700 amino acids. Gene Ontology annotation, molecular function: zinc ion binding. Lineage: Eukaryota; Metazoa; Mollusca; Bivalvia; Venerida; Veneridae. The transcript has 2 exons. The record is from RefSeq and is a predicted model, not a curated record.
AUGGCUUCUGUGUCUUUCCAAAUUGGGGAAAAAUUCCCUACUUUCUUAAGUCUGCAAACCAAAAUAGAACAGUAUCAAAGUGCUAAUAAUGUUCAGUUGUACAGACGUAGUUCUCGCUCUCUGUCAGCUGCCAAAAGUAGGUGUCCAAACAAAGUGUUCAAUGAUGAUAUUAAAUUUUGGGAAUUAUCAUACAGUUGUAUUCAUGGAGGGAAGCAGUUCAAAGCACGUGGAUCGGGUGCGCGUAACCAGAGCUUAAGAAGUUUCUACAGUUUUUUUCAGUUAUUCUGUUUGUUGUGCCUAAACGCUAUUUAUUGUGUUUUUAGCACAUUCAGAAUGGGCUGCAAGGCAGAAGUAAGACUACAUGCAUCGGCUGACGGUCAGACCCUUGAAGUGAAAUAUGUCAAUGAAAUACAUAAUCAUGAUGUGAACAAAACUAUGUUCCGCAAUCUUUUCCAACAACGCCGUUUGUGUGCAGAAGACAAGGAAAAUAUAACUUCCAUGUUAGACGUAAAAGCGAACAAAAAAAUGAUCCAACAAAAAGUCAUGUCGGAAUCUGGGAAAGUGAUUACAUUGAAAGAUAUCCAUAAUAUCAAAGCCUCCUCGAAAUCUAACGUGUCCGAUUUGACAGUGCUACAGCGCGCCGUAGAACACCUCAGUACAAAUCUGGGUGCCUUUGUUAAGGUUAUUUCCAACGAUGAAAAUGAAAUGCGCGGACUGUAUUUCCAAGACCAACGAAUGAGGCAGACAUUUGAGUCUUACCCAGAAUUCAUUUGUGUAGACGCAACUUAUAAGGUCAAUGAUCUCCGCAUGCCACUUUACAUACUUCUGGUAGAAAAUGGCAAUGGCCAAAGUGAGGUAGUUGGAAUAUGGCUUGUAGCUGACGAGACUGAAGACAUGAUUACACAAAUGGUAUCAAUGUUCAAAGAACAAAAUCCCGCUUGGUCACAGGUGAAAACUGUAAUGUCAGAUAAAGAUUUCGUCGAGCGUGAAGUCUUUAGUAAAGAGUUCCCAGAUGCCUCGCUUAGAGUCUGUCUAUUCCAUGUAUUGCGCACGUUUCGUAGGGAAGUCACUUCAGAAAAAAUGGGCGUGAAUAGAGCUCAGAGAGACAGUGUCUUACAAAUUCUCCAGAAGAUAGCGUACUCGAACUCUUUGUCAGAAUAUAAGGACAACAAAGAAUUGCUUGAAGGUACAAACAUUCAGCCUGCAAUCGCUUACUUCAGUCAACAUUGGGACUCAAUAAAAGAUCAAUGGGUAGUGGGUCUGUCUAGCUCUUACUCUUUAGGAAAUAAAACAAAUAACAGACUAGAAAGUAUUAACCAAAAAAUCAAGCAAGUAGUGGACAAAAACGCAAAAUUUGAUUCAUUUGCGGCGGACAUGUGUACUUUCCUUGAAACGCAUCGCACUGAAAUUGAUGGAAAAGUUUGCCAAGCCAGUUCGAAGGUGCCAGUUACAUAUGUAGGCGAUGAAACAAAUGUGAAAACAAUCUUGAGGCAGAAUCUCACCCCAUAUGCAUUCAAUAUUCUUGAUAAAGAACUGAACAGAUAUGAAAAUGUUGAUUUAAUGCCGCACGCAGCUGACUCAUUCAAGGUGAACAACACAGCAAUAAUCGCAACAAGUGAGUCGUGUUCAUGUACUUUUAACAGUCAGUUUAUAUUGCCGUGCAGACACAUAUUCGCAGUAAGAGCCAAACUGGAACAACCAAUUUAUGAUGAAACUUUGAUUCCCCGAAGGUGGACGCGAAAACACUAUCUUCACUCAUUACAUAUCACACAGACGGACAAUAUCAUGUCAACUGACCGGCAGCAAAAAACGGCUAAACCAACGUCUCAGCAACAGCGCUACAGAGCGGCUUUUCACAUCUCUCAACGUCUGGCUUCAUGUGCCGCGGAAGAAACUGGCGGCGUCUUUGACUUACGUCUACAGCAAUUAAGUACUCUUCUGCAAGCAUGGGAGAGAGGUAAAGAUGUUGUCAUUGAGGCAUCAACGGAUUCAGCAACGGAGAUUGAAACCAAUCAACCAGAAUUGAUUUUAGCGGAAACGGAAAAUGACUGUAAUGGUACUGAAACUGCGUUAAUGACACUCCUGUUGAAGUUCAACAAAUAA